AUGGCGCUGGCGAACGAUGGAUCACUACCCCUGGUGUUAUUCCUGUACGAAGGCGGCGAUGAUGAUGACCGGUUCUGCGAGAGCCUGAUGCGAGCCUUAGCUGACGGCUCGCGACCGCCCUCCCAGAUUGCCGCCGAGCUCGACGCCUGGGUUGUGCGCCAGUCCUCGCAUCGAUUCCGGGAACUCGUGGCGCGACCGGAGUUGCUGGAGAGAGACGAGACCGGCUGGGUGACCCCCCGUAGCACGCCAAACGCGAGCGGAUAUGUUGGGACCUUCUUCCAGAGCUUCCCUAACCUGUGUUCCGUCUUCCCGCUGUAUCAUCCAGGCCAGACUCGGAUUAUCCAGUUUCUCGAGGCUCUGAUGGCCGUGCCCGAGCACCAGGCUCCCGACUACAUCCCCGACGGCGGCGAUGUUAACGACGUUCAGAUGAUGGCCCUGUGGCCGAGCAAUCACUACGCGACCGAGGCCUUUCGCAUCGGAGCAGACGCUAUCAGAUAUUACGGUUCCGGGAUUGAGAUCCCGGGCAGCGAGCCAGAGACACGGUGGCGUAACUAUCAAUCCUGCAUGGCGCAUAUCGUUAUGACGGGAUUCAGCGCGUGCGAAUUUACGAGCGCGUUGAGAGAUAUCAUGCCCUGCGGCAAGGAAUGCCCCCCCAGCUUUGACGUGGGAAUCUGCAACGACCCCCAGGAGAUCGGCGGCCACAUCCAGGCCGCCGUACAAUGGCUUAUCCACCCCGACGAGGUCCGGUACGUUUACCGGCAGUGCCAGAAGCAGGACAGGACGGACGAGAAGAACCCCCGUGACACGUGGAGCAUGGAAAACUGGAGGGUUUGGAAAGAACAACUUCGCUUUUUCGCCGGAGACGAGAGGGUCGAUUCACCAGCACGUGAGCUGGCACGCGUAGCAGUUGAUCAGAUGGAGAAGGUCGAGGCGUAGGACGGAUUGGGGUUCCCCAACCCUUCUCUUGUCAUCUCUCUUCUUUCUCUCCCGGCUAUCCCGCCCUCCUGGCGACACCCUGGUCCUAUUACGAUGGCUAUUCUGUUAUAUUAUGAUACCGUACUUCAGGAGCGAGUCCGGAAACAGUGCCAGUAAGGUUGCUUGCAACGGAUACCGGGUCCCCUAUGGUUACUAUAGUCGGCGAAUCCUAGGUGUGUCUAUUCCAAGAGAAUUUAUGUCCUGGCUUAUUUAAGUCCAAUCUGAAGUUAUUUAUUAUAGGCACCCUGGAGCAACCUGUAUUUCACUUGAAAAUAUACUUGCCGUCAAACUGCGUGGCCAUGUUUUAUCCCGUACUCCUUUCUUGCCCGAUACCUCCCCACGGUCAACGCCACAAAGACUGUCCCUUAAACAUACCUAUCCCCCAAGACCCAACUCUUCAAUGGAAA
This is a messenger RNA of Durotheca rogersii, 1382 nucleotides long. RefSeq lists its product as uncharacterized. The record is from RefSeq and is a predicted model, not a curated record. Lineage: Eukaryota; Fungi; Ascomycota; Sordariomycetes; Xylariales; Xylariaceae. The transcript is spliced from 2 exons. Bases 1 to 936 code for a protein of 311 amino acids.